GGCCCCAGACCUCUCGCCCUGGAGCUGGGCUGGGACGAAAGAGGGCCGCCUUCCACUGGCAAGUAGGUCCAGUUCCCAGGCCGGGCACAAGGGACCUCUGCCUGGGGAGCUAGCAGUUGACGCCUGGGAGCUCCAGGGCGGCGAUGAUCACCUAGGAGGCGGCGGCGGCCAUGGAGCCCGCGGGGCGCAGGCGGCGGCGGCGGCGGCGGCGCGGGGACGGCGGGGCGCGCACCGUGCGCUCGGGGCUGCACCCCGGGCUCCCCGCGCUCGGCUCCCGGGGCGCGCGGCUCGGGCUCCACGGCGGCUGCGCCCCGCCCGCCGCCGACAACCGGCUCAAGACCACCAAGUACACGCUGCUGUCCUUCGUGCCCAAGAACCUGUUCGAGCAGUUCCACCGCCUGGCCAACGUGUACUUCGUGCUCAUCGCGCUGCUCAACUUCGCGCCCGCCGUGAACGCCUUCCAGCCGGGCCUGGCGCUGGCGCCCGUGCUCUUCAUCCUGGCGGUGACUGCGCUCAAGGACCUGUGGGAGGACUACAGUCGCCACCGCUCGGACCUGGCCAUCAACCACCGGGGCUGCCUGGUCUUCAGCCGGGAAGAAAAGAAGUACGUGCACCGAUUCUGGAAGGAAAUCCACGUGGGCGACUUCGUGCGCCUACACUGUAACGAGAUCAUCCCCGCGGACGUCCUGCUGCUCUCCUCCAGCGACCCUGACGGGCUGUGCCACAUCGAGACCGCCAACCUGGACGGGGAGACCAACCUGAAGCGGCGCCAGGUGGUGCGGGGCUUCUCGGAGCUCGUCUCCGAAUUCAACCCUUUGACAUUCACCAGCAUAAUUGAGUGUGAGAAGCCGAACAAUGACCUGAGUCGGUUUCGUGGCUGCAUCAUCCACAGCAACGGAGAGAAGGCCGGACUGCACAAGGAGAACCUGCUGCUUCGCGGCUGCACCAUCAGGAACACAGAGGCAGUGGUGGGCAUCGUCAUCUAUGCAGGACAUGAAACCAAGGCUCUGCUGAACAACAGCGGGCCCCGCUACAAGCGCAGUCAGCUUGAGAGGCAGAUGAACUGCGACGUGCUCUGGUGUGUCCUUCUCCUCAUUUGUAUGUCUCUGUUUUCAGCGGUCGGACACGGCUUGUGGGUACGGCGCUACCAAGAAAAGAAAGCACUAUUUGACGUCCCCGAGGCUGAUGGCAGCUCCUUGUCCCCAGUCACAGCUGCAGUGUACUCAUUUUUGACAAUGAUAAUAGUUCUGCAGGUUUUGAUCCCAAUUUCCUUGUACGUCUCCAUUGAGAUCGUUAAAGUGUGCCAAGUGUACUUCAUUAACCAGGACUUGGACUUGUAUGACGAGGAAACAGACUCCCAGCUGCAGUGCCGUGCUCUGAACAUCACCGAAGACCUGGGGCAGAUUCAGUACAUCUUCUCCGACAAAACCGGCACUUUAACUGAGAACAAGAUGGUUUUCCGAAGGUGCACUGUAUCUGGGGUAGAAUAUUCUCACGAUGCAAAUGCCCAGCGCCUGGCCAGGUACCAGGAAGCAGACUCGGAGGAGGAGGAAGUGGUGCCCAAGCGGGGAUCAUGGUCUCAGCGCGGCAGCAUCGGGAGCCACCAGGGCGUUCGAAUGAUGCACAGGACACAGAGCACCAAGUCCCACCGGCGUACAGGGAGCCGGGCAGAGGCUAAGCGGGCCAGCAUGCUGUCCAGACACACGGCCUUCAGCAGCCCCAUGGAGAAGGACAUCACACCCGACCCAAAGCUGCUGGAGAAGGUCAGCGAGUGUGACAAGGGCCUGGCCAUCUCGAGGCACCAGGAGCAGCCCCUGGCCCACCUCUCGCCCGAGCUGUCGGACAUCUUCGAUUUCUUCAUUGCACUAACCAUCUGCAACACCGUGGUGGUCACAUCCCCAGAUCAGCCACGACAAAAGCAGGUGAGGGUAAGGUUUGAGCUGAAGUCCCCCGUGAAGACGAUAGAAGACUUCCUGAGGCGGUUCACGCCCAGCCGUCUGACCUCCGUCUGCAGCAGCACAGGCAGCCUGGCCACCAACAAGUCCAACCACAAAUCGGGAUCCAGCCUGCUGUCCAACCUUUCCAACGACAGUGUGUUUCUCAAGCUGGAGGAGCGGCUGGGCCAGCCUGCCCCAUCCUUAGCCAGCAAUGGCUACAGCAGCCAGGCUGAGAGCUGGGCCUCAGAGCGAAAGCCAGAGCCAGGCCAGGAGCAGGAGCUGCGCUACGAGGCUGAGAGUCCAGACGAGGCAGCGCUGGUCUACGCCGCCAGGGCCUACAACUGUGCGCUGGUGGACCGGCUGCCAGACCAGGUCUCCGUGGAGCUGCCCCACCUGGGCAGGCUCACCUUCGAGCUCCUGCACACACUGGGCUUUGACUCCAUCCGCAAGAGGAUGUCGGUGGUGAUCCGGCACCCACUCACUGACGAGAUCAACGUCUACACCAAGGGCGCCGACUCGGUGGUCAUGGACCUGCUGCUGCCCUGUUCCUCAGAGGACGCCAGAGGGCGGCAUCAGAAGAGGAUCCGCAGCAAGACGCAGAGCUUCCUCAACCUGUACGCCGUGGAGGGCCUGCGCACGCUGUGCAUCGCCAAGAGGGUUCUGAGCAAAGAGGAGUACGCCUGCUGGUUGCAAGGUCACUUGGAAGCGGAGUCCUCCCUGGACAACCGCGAGGAGCUCCUCUUCCAGUCCGCCCUUCGCCUGGAGACCAACCUGCACUUGCUGGGUGCCACUGGGAUUGAAGACCGCUUGCAGGAUGGAGUCCCCGAAACCAUCUCUAAACUGCGACAGGCAGGCCUGCAGAUCUGGGUUCUCACCGGUGACAAGCAAGAGACAGCCAUUAACAUCGCCCACGCCUGCAAACUGCUGGACCAUGACGAGGAGAUCAUCACCCUGAACGCCGAGUCUCAGGAAGCAUGUGCAGCCCUGCUUGAACAGUGCCUGCAGUAUGUACAGUCCAGGGGGCCCCACAGCACCCCCAAGAAGACCGAAGGCAACGUCAGUGUGGGCUUCUUCCCUCUGUGCUCGGCCCCGCCCCAGUCCACUGCCCGGGGCCCCAGCCUGAGCCUAGUGAUCGAUGGGAGGAGCCUGGCCUACGCCCUGGAAAAGAACCUGGAGGACAAGUUCCUCUUCCUGGCCAAGCAGUGCCGCUCUGUCCUCUGCUGUCGCUCGACCCCGCUGCAGAAGAGCAUGGUGGUGAAGCUGGUGCGGAGCAAGCUCAAAGCCAUGACCCUGGCCAUAGGUGACGGAGCCAACGAUGUCAGCAUGAUCCAAGUGGCAGAUGUGGGCGUGGGCAUCUCAGGCCAAGAGGGCAUGCAGGCAGUGAUGGCCAGUGACUUCGCGGUGCCCAAGUUCCGGUACCUGGAAAGACUCCUAAUCGUCCACGGACACUGGUGCUACUCGCGACUGGCCAACAUGGUGCUCUACUUCUUCUACAAGAACACCAUGUUCGUGGGCCUCCUGUUCUGGUUCCAGUUUUACUGUGGCUUCUCGGCGUCUGCCAUGAUCGAUCAGUGGUACCUGAUCUUCUUCAACCUGCUCUUCUCGUCGCUUCCUCAACUCGUGACCGGGGUGCUGGACAAGGACGUGUCGGCGGACACACUGCUGCUGGAGCCGCAGCUCUACAAGAGUGGCCAGAAAAUGGAGGAGUAUCGGCCGCGGGCCUUCUGGUUAAACAUGGUUGAUGCCGCCUUCCAGAGCUUGGUCUGCUUCUUCAUCCCUUAUAUGGCCUACUAUGACUCGGACGUGGACAUGUUCACCUGGGGCACCCCCAUCACGGCCAUCGCGCUGCUCACCUUCCUCCUGCACCUGGGUAUUGAAACCAAAACCUGGACCUGGCUCAACUGGGUAGCAUGUGGCUUCAGCAUCCUUUUGUUCUUGACGGUGGCUUUGAUCUACAAUUCUGCCUGUGCAACCUGCUAUCCUCCAUCUAACCCAUACUGGACCAUGCAGACAUUACUGGGAGACCCCGUGUUUUACCUGAUCUGCCUCAUAACGCCUGUCACUGCACUGCUGCCCAGGUGGGUGUCAGAGACAGCAUCCCCGAGUCCUGGAUUGUUCUUCAGAGCCCUCCAGGGGAGCCUGUUCCCCACCCAGCUGCAGCUGGGACGCCAGCUGGCCAAGAAAUGUCGCAAGACACUCCAGACUCCCAAAGAGCGCUUUGCUCAGGGACACCUCCCCCAAGAGCUGAAGGCCGAGCUUUCCCAAGGGGGCACUGGGAGCCCCUCUGAGUCCCUCUCCAAGGACUGUGCCUUGCAAACUUCCCAGCACCUGCAGCAGCCGCCAGUCUGCUCCCCUGAGGCCAGCGGGGAGCCCAGCACUGUGGACACAAGCGUGCCGCUCCGAGAGAACAGCCCAAGGGGGUCCCCGGGGUCCUCCAUACCAGGGGCGGCCGUAUCUGGAGAGUGUCCUGGGCAUCUGCGGAGGAAGUCGCUCAGCACGAGCCGGGCAGCCCCCCUGCAGUCCCUCUUCAGCUUGCCCAACUUCAGCUCGCUUGGCUGUGUGUCCUCCCUGUCGCUGGUCAGCGGGCUGGGCAGUGUCCUUCGGUUCUCCAGUAGUAGUUUACAUGUGGACAAACGGGACAGUGAGUUCCUGUCCAGCUCCCCACAGCCAGAGCAGGACCUGUCUGGCUUACAGAGGCAGGCUACAGGCUACGUCUAGGUCACCCGAAGGGACGCCGAGGCCUGUGGCCUGUGUGGACCCGGAAACGUCCUUUGCUAUAUAUAUAACAUAGGUGUUAAUAUUAUUUAUGUUUAUUAUUGCACAGAAGAGUUCUAGGGAGAUAUAUUUUUAAAUGUUUCCAGGCUAACACAGGAAAUGAAAGGUACCCCCUAAAAAUUUUAUUUUUUAAAGUUCUAAGUAUAUUGAUAAAGACAAAUGAGAGCUUUAACCCAUAUCUGUGUAUGUAUGUGUAAAGUUUAAGGAAGCGUGACCCUUGAACAGUGUGUUCAAAUUUAUUUUUUCAUCUCAUUUUGUAAGAAAAGGCAAUAGGGCUUCUUUCUUCAUCCUGCAUGACCUUUGCUCUCUUCAAGUAGAGAUGCCCGAGUAAGCGCAGGAAACCCUGGUGGGGGAGCAGGGGAGGGGCGCGGGCAAGCCCCCAAGGCAGAGCCUCCCCCAACGUGGGCUGGGGCUGUUGUUGACUGACUGCUGUCCACCCACAAGGGGAAGUGGAACCUCAAGAGAAACCGAUGCGUUGUUUAUUCCAGCCUCGGUUCCAUGCGGCCUUUAUUUCAGACAGCUCCCUUGUAGUGUGAGGCCCCGGCAUGGUGUUUUGCCUGUUAAAAUCAUCACAAGCAAUAAACCACCUUCACUGUGUAAAAAA
Molecule: messenger RNA, 5316 nt
Organism: Cavia porcellus (domestic guinea pig)
Lineage: Eukaryota; Metazoa; Chordata; Mammalia; Rodentia; Caviidae
Gene: Atp10a
Product: ATPase phospholipid transporting 10A (putative)
Exons: 22
Coding region: 171-4655 (1494 amino acids)
Biological process (GO): phospholipid translocation
Cellular component (GO): plasma membrane
Molecular function (GO): ATP hydrolysis activity; magnesium ion binding; ATPase-coupled intramembrane lipid carrier activity
Source: RefSeq, a predicted model, not a curated record